UCACACCUACAAGGAGCAACUACAUUCUAGCCACUUCCGUCAACAACAUGGUGCGGCGGCCGUGCUGCACGUGCUCCGCGGAGAGCGCCCGGUACCGGUGUCCGCGCUGCCGGCUCCAGUAUUGUUCAGUCGUCUGCUGUAAGAAACAUAAAGAAACAUGUCUUCCAAAAGAAGAAAAAGAAGCCCUCAGUUCAUCAAGUUUUCCCGAUGUGAUGUCAACAAGAGGAGAUUUAACUGGUGAAAAUGAUGAAUCGGAUGCCAUUUCAUUGCAAAAGCUCCUGCUGCUGGGCAAAUCGGAAGAGCUGAAAGGUUUAUUACUGAAUGCACAUCUGCGACAGCUGCUUGUGACACUGGACCAGACGGAGGGUAAAGGUCAAGAGCUGAAGAAGUUCAUGCAGGAGCCGCUGUUUGUAGAGUUUGCCGACCGUUGUCUGUCUCUUGUGGAGGCAGAAGGAAAGGAGAACCUUUACCCCAAGAGCUGAAUUCAUCUGCAUUAGUUGUAUAUCUUGUACAUGUUUUUCUAACGCUGUAACAACUUAUAUUUUUAAUAAACUGAGCUCCAAACAUAACACAAAUAUAUUAAUUUAUUGUUCGUAAUUAGAAAUAAAUUAGCCUGUGAACACCG
Bufo bufo (common toad) is the source of this 625-nucleotide messenger RNA. It is a transcript of the gene ZNHIT3, whose product is annotated as zinc finger HIT-type containing 3. Gene Ontology annotation, cellular component: pre-snoRNP complex; nucleus. Lineage: Eukaryota; Metazoa; Chordata; Amphibia; Anura; Bufonidae. Gene Ontology annotation, biological process: maturation of LSU-rRNA from tricistronic rRNA transcript (SSU-rRNA, 5.8S rRNA, LSU-rRNA); snoRNA localization; box C/D snoRNP assembly. Gene Ontology annotation, molecular function: protein binding. The coding region runs from base 48 to 482 and encodes 144 amino acids. The transcript has 5 exons. The record is from RefSeq and is a predicted model, not a curated record.